AUGUAUCAUCCGGCUACGCCGCCGAGUACAUACUCGGACCACAGCCGCAGUGUCUCCGGCUCAUCCAUCUACUCCAACGACUCCUCACCCUGGUCUGUGAUCACGGGGACGACGAGUCCUGUAUCUUCGCCGCCGAGACACCAUCAUGGCCCGCCGCUGUUGCCCAGGAUCCGGCCGCAGGACGUGGUCAUUGAGCCCGUGUCCGUGGGAGGUUGCCAGCGCCACCGGAGGGUGCUCUCCAACACGCGCAACCCGCCCGGGUUUGUUCCUUAUCCCACAUCUUCUAGCAGAUCUGCCUCGGCUCGCCAGCAGCAUACGCCAGCAACAACAACACCAACGAUAACAACAGAUGUCUAUUCCCUCGUCUCGCCCGUUUCCACCUCGUCUUUCUUCGGCUCGACGCUCCCUUCCCCCGUGAGUGUUGGGCCGUCAGUCACCAAACGCAAGUCUGCCGCUGGCGGGGGCCAUGCGCGCUCUAUUUCUGUCUCGAGCAUUGACGAGGCAACCCUUAAUCGCUAUGGCUAUCCGACAUACCGCCAACUGCCGGUAUAUGUCUCGCAUGCGCUCCAACAACCAAACCCACCGCAUCCACAGCCGCCGGCACCACAGGCAUCGCAGAGCAAUGAGAUGGAUUCGACAACGCUUCUCUCGUACCUCACUGCGGCGGUGCCGGCGAUCAACCUGGUGCGCAACGUGAGCGUCGUCCCCACCCGUGGCAUGCACGACUACUUCUGGUGGGAUGUGCGCAACCUGCGCAGCUGGCACUCCUUUUCUCUGGCAACCUUCAACUCAAUUGACGGGCUGUCGAAGCUGCUGACCACCGAGAUCUCCACCGAGCUAACACCCCCGAGCCCCGUGUCGGCCGCACACCUGGCCCCGGAGUCGGAAGCCGCGCUCGUCAGCACGGUGCGCGAUCUGUACGCAUCGCGUGUCAACGCCGCGCUCGCCGUGUCGCAGGGGGCGGAGCAUCUGGUGCUCUACCCUGCUCCCGACCAGCAGCGCGCGACGGGCCACAAGCACUACGGCGGCCCGCACUUUCUGGCCAACUACGCAUCGGACACGGAGCGGACACCGUCCGGGGCCCCGCGCGGCCGGCUGGUGGGCGUGGUCAAGAGCUUUGACCGGUGGAACAGCGGGAUGCGCAACGAGGGCCCGCCGCGACGGGUCGAAUAUUUGAAUGGGCUGGCCCAUCUUCAGCGAUGCAUGCGCGAACAUUCGUGCCGCUACGGCUUCAUCAUGACGGAGAUCGAGCUGGUGUGUGUACGCGCUGGCUGCGACGAGGGCGACGACGUUCCUUAUUUUGGCUUUCUCGAGGUCUCUGCCCCGAUUCCAACCAAGACUGCAGCCGGUUUCACAGAACUACAUCAACAACAACAGCAGCAGGAUCAGUACAACUCUCCCGCUCCUUCAGACCGCUCGCGCAGCCAGACACCCGAACUGGGACACUUUGAGGGAUUCCAUUCUUUCUCCGGGCCGGCUCCCAUGACCGCCAGCCUGGCACUUUACUUUCUCCUCAUGCUGUCGAAAUCAGUGCCCCUCCCCUCGCAGCCGUCAGCGCAUCUCAAUGUCGGCGGGCCAGGAGCCCUCACACGCCAGCGGGUGCUGCCGGAGGGCAAAGACAAAUGGAUCCCUGUGCCGCAGAUCGGGGAACAACGGGAUGCGAAGCGUGUUCGGGGAUGGGUGCUUCCACAGGAUCCCUGGCACCGGCGGGAGGGAGGAGGAGGCAAGGGAAAGCGGAAACGUAAAUAG
Molecule: messenger RNA, 1749 nt
Organism: Penicilliopsis zonata CBS 506.65
Lineage: Eukaryota; Fungi; Ascomycota; Eurotiomycetes; Eurotiales; Aspergillaceae
Exons: 2
Coding region: 1-1749 (582 amino acids)
Source: RefSeq, a predicted model, not a curated record